UGCUGGGGCGGAGUGUCGGCCCGUUGCACUAUCCCGUCUGACCGCGCCAGUUUGAAUGAAAGCUCUUCAAGAUGGCGGCGGCCGGGGCCGAGGCGCGAGAAGCUUGGUGUGUGCCUUGCCUAGUUUCACUUGAUACUCUUCAGGAAUUAUGUAGAAAAGAAAAGCUCACAUGUAAAUCGAUUGGAAUCACGAAAAGGAAUCUAAACAAUUAUGAGGUGGAAUACUUGUGUGACUACAAGGUAGUAAAGGAUAUGGAAUAUUAUCUUGUAAAAUGGAAAGGAUGGCCAGAUUCUACAAAUACUUGGGAACCUUUGCAAAAUCUCAAGUGCCCAUUACUACUUCGGCAAUUUUCUAAUGACAAGCAUAAUUAUUUAUCUCGGGUAAAGAAAGGCAGAGCAGUAACUCUAAACAAUAACAAAGCUUUGAAACCUGCCAUUGCCGAAUACAUUGUAAAGAAGGCUAAACAAAGAAUAGCUCUGCAGAGAUGGCAAGAUGAACUCAACAGAAGAAAAAAUCAUAAAGGAAUGAUUUUUGUUGAAAAUACUGUUGACUUAGAGGGCCCACCUUCAGACUUCUACUACAUUAAUGAAUACAAACCCACUCCUGGAAUCAGCUUAGUAAAUGAAGCUACCUUUGGUUGUUCAUGCACAGAUUGCUUCUUGGAGAAAUGUUGUCCUGCUGAAGCUGGAGUUCUUUUGGCUUAUAAUAAAAACCAACAAAUUAAAAUCCCACCUGGUACUCCCAUUUAUGAAUGCAACUCAAGAUGUCAAUGUGGACCUGACUGUCCCAAUAGGAUUGUACAAAAAGGCACACAGUAUUCACUUUGCAUCUUUCGAACUAGCAAUGGCUGUGGCUGGGGUGUAAAGACCCUUGUGAAGAUUAAAAGAAUGAGUUUUGUCAUGGAAUAUGUUGGAGAGUGUGACCCAAAUCUUCAGGUGUUCAAUGUUUUCAUUGAUAACCUCGAUACCCGUCUUCCCCGGAUAGCGCUGUUCUCCACAAGAACCAUAAAUGCUGGAGAAGAGCUCACUUUCGAUUAUCAAAUGAAAGGUUCUGGGGAUAUAUCUUCAGACUCUAUUGACUACAGCCCAGCCAAAAAGAGAGUGAGGACUGUGUGCAAAUGUGGAGCUGUGACUUGCAGAGGUUACCUCAACUGAAUUUUCAGGAAAUAAAGCUGAGGAUAAUUGUAGUUUUGUUUUCCAAUGUUAACAUUUUUAAAAUAAAUAUUUGGGACCCUUUUCAUAUUAUGAAGAUUAUACUCUUAUGUUAAUUUACAAUGCCUGUUUCAAACCAUUGGCCAAAAUGCAUUACUGAUGCUUCUGAAGAGAGGAACAUAGGGUCACAUAGACCAAUUUGAAAUAUACCUAAUUAGUGGUUAGAUGUCAAACAAGCAAGGAAAACUAGCACAGGUCAGCAUACACAUACUUAAGAAGUCUGUGUAAAUAGAGAAAUGCCUCCUUCAGUCUUCUAAGUGUUAAUCUGAUUUGUUACACGAUAAGAUCAAACGUUCAAGUUGCCAUACACCUUGAAUUUAGAAAAAUAGGUAAUUUAGUUUAGGCAAAAAGUUCUAUUUUUGUUAUGUUACUAUUCCUGUUUACCUAUUUAUUACUGUAAAUAUUAUCCUUGUAUUGGAGACAUAUAGGUGAUACUGAAUUAUACCCUAUUUUCUACUUUCAUUAAAACAUUGAGAGCUUGAUACAGAAAUUUAAGGUCUAAAAUUAAACAUGAGAAAAUUAAUUGCAGCUCAAUUUCAUAUUUUGAAGCAAGUCAAAGCAAGUCUUUCUUUGUAGAAGAAAAAUCUUCAAAAGGUCUCCAAGAGGCAUAAUGGCCUCUUGGAAAUGACACAGCAGUGGGACCAAAAAGGUGCUUUGGCGUUGCAGGCGCGGGAAGGGGGCUGCUCCAAAGGCCCCUUUCAAAAGCGUUACGUGGAGACCCAUGUUUAGUGCCUCUGGUCUAAAGAGUGCUUGAAGCAGGAGGCCCCUGAAAGCAGCCAUGUUCCACACAUCAACACUAUGGGUUCUGGAGGCAGACUUUUUAACAUUUCCUUUCCACCAGAUUUAACUAUUUUUAUAUUUCCUGCAAGCUCUUCUUUAAAAUAAUUUAUAUUUUGAGCUAAUACUUAUUUUAUAUAUGAAUUUUAUAAAUGUGAUAAAGCUAAACUUGGCUUGGCCAAAGUGUGUGCCUGAAUUAUAAGACCAUUUAUUACUUGAACUAUGAAGACUGAAAUGGAAUAUAUUCAUUGUUUUGUUUGUUUUCCUGCAUAGUAAAACCACAAUCAGGAAAAACGGUUUUCACCUCUUUCUGAUUCUUGGUUUUCUAAUCAUAGUGGCCAACAUAAAGGUAAUUGCAGCCAAUAAAUCCAGUUCUCAGUAUUCCUAAGCUCAUUGCCCCAGACUUUAAUGACCUAAAAUAAGCUUGAGUAAACUGAACUGACUUCACAAAUGCAUCAUGUCAAAUAUCUUAACCCUUAAACUUCUUUUUUGGGGAGAAGCUACACUUCACUUCAGUAUUAUAUUGGUAUUACUUGACUUUGCUCUUUCAUAAUAUAGGGUAAAUUGUUUACGUUUGGAGCCUCAAAGUAUAUCUACUAACCAAAACGUGCAGAAGGUAUCAGGAAAACAUACAUUUUUUGGUGCCGUUUCAUGUUUCUUUAUGAAACAAUAGUCACAUGGUGUCAGGUGAGACAGCAUCAUUGAUUUUACAGGUUGCUCCCAGUGGCCAAGCACAUUUUGAAUUAUAAUUGGUAAGUUUAAAGAUAUAAUUUUCACGUUCUUUUUUAAAAAGUCAGUGUUUUACUGUCUAGUAACUUAAUCUUGUCUACUUUUUGUUCUAUAAUGUAAAACUGGAGGGCAAAGGGAAAAUGGCUAUUUCCAGUCAACUUGUUUUGUCUUGUUUUGCCCAUACAAAUUUAAUGGGCUUUUGAGACUUCAAUUAUCUGUGUUAACCUUAUGUUAUUAAAAAGCUGAACUUAGGCAGUAAAAUAAUAGAAACUUUUUAAAAAUGAAGCUGUUAGGAGCAUUAACCAUUUAAAAUCAACAUUUAGCUUCUUUACAUUAGUUGCCUAAAUUGUCAGAGUUUAUUUUCAGUAUAAAGCAAAUAUUCAAGGGCAAUAUUUAGAUCAAGUUUAAACUGCCAAUCCACUGUACAAGUUGUAAUAAUACCACUGUCUUCAGUAGAUACUGAAGUAGAUACAUAUGAGGAUUGUGAUACACAAUUGGUAAUCUCAGGGGUUUUUUUCAUACAUGCAAAAUAUCAAUAGCACUUAUUAUAGUUCAACAGUUUUAAUUUAGCAAAUAAAUCUAGUUUGGCAUUUGAUUUUCUAUUUAUCACGUGUUAGCUUUGUUUCUAAUUAUCUUACUAUCUUUCCCAGGAAGGCUACGAAAAGGGGGGGAAAUACUGAUGUAUUCCUGACUGCCUGCUAUUGAGAUUAACCAAAGGU
This is a messenger RNA of Artibeus jamaicensis (Jamaican fruit-eating bat), 3436 nucleotides long. RefSeq names its product SUV39H2 histone lysine methyltransferase (gene SUV39H2). NCBI's taxonomy places the organism in Eukaryota, Metazoa, Chordata, Mammalia, Chiroptera, Phyllostomidae. Bases 72 to 1154 code for a protein of 360 amino acids. Gene Ontology annotation, cellular component: nucleus. The record is from RefSeq and is a predicted model, not a curated record. The transcript is spliced from 5 exons. Gene Ontology annotation, molecular function: histone H3K9 methyltransferase activity; zinc ion binding; protein binding.